AUGAAAAUGGCGCCCAAGCGGAAAUUCCUGGCACUUGAGGAGCCAACAAAUGGGCAAUCCGGAUGCAAGAAAUCAAGGUUGGGUCAGAAUGAGGAUCGGGUCAAGCAUGCGCUUCUACAACAGCACUAUGAUGACGUGAAGACACUUCGCGAAUUUCUGCUUUCCAAGCUGCCAGGGUCUUCGAGACUUCGCCGCAAGAAGAUUGCAUCACUGGGUAAAGACGAGACAUGGGCACGCAGUCAAGACCGCGAAAUCCUACCGCAGCUUUCUUCCUUACUAGACACGACUUUGGUCUGCACACAACACCGUCCUGGGGCACAAACUGACUCUCGGUGGGAGCAAUGGAGGACUUUUUCUCAAAAAGCCGACGAUUCUGUCGUAUCUCUCUCAGGGGGGUUGGCCAAAGCUACAUCCUCACAGUCAGAGAUCGUUGACUUUGUAGUUUGGCAAAUAUUCUCCAGAAUACAGCCUCAUACUGCUUGGCCGAAGCACCUCCUCUGUGAUGGUUUCAGGAGACGGGGUCAGAACAUUGCUAAUGUGAAUGGCCACAGUCACGACAGCGCCAUUCCUGGACUGGCUGUAAUUCACCAGAAUCAUUACGUCCAGGCCCUCAAAGAGGCCCCUUGGCCACAAGUGCUUAUGCUCCUCGGCAAAUCGGGCGAACAGGUCAUGAUAGAUCUCCUCAUUGAUACGGCGAUAUUUCUUCCUGUUAAAGCCGGCCUCGGUAAUAUGUACCAGCUCAGUGGUAUUCCCAUGUCAGAUACGAGCGUAUCUGUAGUCGCGGAUCAGGACAAAACGAAGCAAACGAAAGGAAAUGCGGCAAUGUCCACGGCACCCCAAGAGAGGCUUCCGUCCGAGAUCAACUUCGUCAGGAAUCGUAUGCUCUACGCUCGAGCUCCCCUUACCGCUGGAGGUACGGUCCAAUACGGACUACGACACAUACAUGUCUUGAGUCGUUGUCCACGCAUAUAUUGUCCAGAACAGGCAGCGGACGAAGAAAAAUCCAGAACGAUGCAGACGAAUGAGCGCAACACACUGAAAGUGAUGAUGUAUAUUUUCCCUCGCCAAUUUAGACUGCACAAUGUCUUCACCUCCAAGGUUGACCACUCCAAGACAUCUCAGAAGUUUGCAGACUACACCCUCCGCGAAGACGAGAUCUCAGCAACAUUCAAGGGGCGGAACAUCAAGCUUCCCAAGAGGCUGCGUGCAGACACAAAACGCCUAGUGCAGCGGUUACAACUUCUUCAUGGUCGCUGCGCUUACGCUGAGCUAUUGCGGCACUAUUGUCCCUCCGCCAUCGACCUCAAAGCCCGGAAACCCGUCUCGAAGAAGCCGGUGAAGCAGUCCAAGAGACUUUGUCCUUCCCAGGCGCCGGGGAGAGACAACAAUCAGCCAGUCACAUCGUAUGGUCUUCCCAGUAGUAGCACGCAGAGCCGCCAUAGGCUGCAUAAACCAACAGCGUCUCCAUUAAUUACCAAGUUUGAUGCUGUCACUGAUUUGGCGACUCCAGCAGCUCAUGUGUCCGCAUUCUGCCAGGCUGUAUUGGCCAAGCUCAUCCCAGAUGAGAUGUGGGGCACUGGUGAGGAUCGGAUUCACAACAAGAGUCAGAUACUGAGGAAAGUUGAUCACUUUGUCAAACUACGGAGGUUUGAGGCCAUGUCCCUCAGCGAGCUUGCAGACGGACUCAGGACCACUAGUAUGGAAUGGCUGGCGCCUCCGGCUCUCAAAGGCCAGAAAGCCAGCCUGACUGACACGAAGAAACGACUCGAAAUAAUGAACGAGUUUCUGUACUAUCUUUUCGAUUCGCUCUUGAUACCCCUUUUGCGCAGCAAUUUCUAUAUCACAGAGUCGAGCUCUCAUCGUUACCGUCUCUUUUUCUUUCGACACGACGUUUGGCGAUACGUUGCAGAACCGGCAAUGGCGACCCUUCGGACAAAUAUGUUCGAGGAGAUGAAGCUUGAUGAGGCUACUCGAGUCCUAGACUCUAGGCGAUUGGGCUUCAGUCGCAUCAGACUGCUCCCCAAAGGGAAGGGCAUGCGGCCGAUCACGAACCUGCGAAGAAGAACAGAGAUCAGGGGUAGGAGCACAAUCCUCGGGCCAAGCAUAAACUCCGUAUUGGGUCCAGUGCAUUCCAUGCUCAAGCUUGAAACGCAAAGCAACCCUUCCAAGCUUGGGUCGUCCAUGUUUUCAGUGGGCGAUCUCUACCACCGCUUAAACACCUUCAGUGCCGGAUUUGGGAACCAGCGGCCAAAGUUCUAUUUCGCCAAGGUAGAUGUGCAGUCUGCUUUCGACACGAUUCCUCAGGAGGCCGUCAUCAGGCUGAUGGACAGCAUUCCGAGCCGGGACCAGUACAUCAUCAAGAAGCACGUUGAAGUCAAAGCCGGCUUGCUGGAUUCUCGGCAAAAUAAGAACGCGGCAUCGAAAGUAACACGGCGAUGGCACUCCAUCGCCGUCACCCGCGACGACACCGCCGACUUUUCGCAACUGGUGGAGAAGCGCCUCGGCCUCAACCGGAAGAACACCGUCUUCGUGGGCAACAUGAUGAGGAGAGAGGUGGAAACGGGGGGCCUGAUGGCCCUGAUGGAGUCGCACAUCAAACAGAAUCUCGUCAAAGUGGGCAAGAAGUUUUACAGGCAGAAGAAGGGUAUCCCACAGGGCUCCGUGCUGUCCUCCGCCCUGUGCAACUAUUUCUACGCCGACCUCGAGGCGCAGCAUCUCGCGUUCCUGGCGGGGGAGGAGGAAGACUGUCUGCUCUUGAGGCUGAUUGACGACUUCCUCCUCAUCACGACAGACCAGACGAAGGCGUGCAGGUUCGUGCAGGUCAUGCACGGCGGGCUGCCCGAGUACGGCGUCACCGUCAGCCCCAACAAGACCUUGGUCAACUUUGAGAUGGAAAUUGAUGGUAUGAGUGUAGCCAGACUUCCAGACGGGGCUCGGUUCCCGUAUUGUGGACUGGCUGUCGACUGUGAUACCCUCGACAUUGUCAAAGAUCGAGGCCAUAUCAAAGAUACAGUGGUUUCCAAUGCCUUGACGGUCGAUUAUGGAAACAAGCCCGGCCAGAAUUUCCAAAGAAGGGUCUUGAACGCCUUCAAGAUCCAGUCCCACCUCAUGUUCUACGAUACCAAACACAACACCCUCAAGACCGUCAUGACGAACCUUCACAAGGCGUUCGCAGAGACGUCCGAGAAGAUGUGGGCCUACUGGCGCUGUCUGCCUACCAGCAAACGGCCCGGUGACGGACUCGUUAUGCAGACGUUGAACAAAAUGAUUGACGUGGCUUUCGGACUGCUCACAAGCAAGUCUAGGAGGGAGAAGUACCCAGACUACGCCUUCGCUAUAGAGAAGACGCACGUCGCGUGGCUUGCUCUCGACGCGGUGAGGAUGGUACUCGCGAGGAAACAGGCAAACUUCAUGACGGUCUUGUCGUGGAUCGAUGCAGAGCUUGGGCGGCUCGACUCCAAGAAGGCGGCGCGGGCGAAGAAGUACAUAGGACAAUGGACAAACUAA
This is a messenger RNA of Colletotrichum orchidophilum, 3507 nucleotides long. Its product is annotated as telomerase reverse transcriptase. The transcript has 9 exons. Lineage: Eukaryota; Fungi; Ascomycota; Sordariomycetes; Glomerellales; Glomerellaceae. The record is from RefSeq and is a predicted model, not a curated record. Gene Ontology annotation, molecular function: telomeric repeat DNA binding; telomerase RNA binding. Gene Ontology annotation, biological process: telomere maintenance via telomerase. The coding region runs from base 1 to 3507 and encodes 1168 amino acids. Gene Ontology annotation, cellular component: telomerase catalytic core complex.